Molecule: messenger RNA, 1786 nt
Organism: Seriola dumerili (greater amberjack)
Lineage: Eukaryota; Metazoa; Chordata; Actinopteri; Carangiformes; Carangidae
Gene: pstpip1a
Product: proline-serine-threonine phosphatase interacting protein 1
Exons: 15
Coding region: 47-1276 (409 amino acids)
Biological process (GO): actin filament polymerization
Cellular component (GO): cytoplasm; actin filament; plasma membrane
Molecular function (GO): actin filament binding
Source: RefSeq, a predicted model, not a curated record
GUUGAGUGGAUUCUUCAACAGGGACCUUUUUUUAACCACCGCCAAGAUGUCAUUAGAAUUUAAAGAUGCCUUUUGGGGAGUGGACUUCAUCAGCAAUGUUGGGUACGAGACCAUUAUUCAGAGACUUAAUGAUGGCCGACGGACAUGCAAAGAAAUGGAAGAGCUCUUGAAAAUGAGGGCAUCAGCAGAAGAGAAAUAUGGCAAGGACCUGGUCACUAUUGCGCGCAAGGCUGGAGGUUUAUAUGAGAUCAGCACUUUGAGGGCAUCUUUUGACGAAAUGAAAGCACAAAUUGAGAACAUAGGAAACUUGCACAUUCAGCUUUCCGGACUCCUGAAGGAGGAGGUAAAGCGAAUGGAGCAGUUCAGAGAUCGACAGAAAGAGCAGAGAAAAAAGUUUGAAGUCAUCAUGGAGAAAGUCCAGAAAACUAAAGUCUCCCUCUACAAGAAAACAAUAGAAUCUAAGAAAUCUUAUGAGCAGCGCUGCAGGGAGGCAGACGAGGCCGAGCAGACGGCUGAGAAGAUGGGCAACACUCCCACAGCCACUCCCAAACAGAUUGAGAAGAUGAACAACAAGUCUAAACAGUGCAGAGAAGCUGCAGAGGAGGCUGAGAAACAAUACAUAUCAAACACUGAACAACUUGACAAGAUCCGUCAAGAAUGGGAAUCAACACACAUCAGCACAUGUGAGAUGUUUCAGCAGCAGGAAGAAGACCGCAUCAACAUACUACGGAAUGCUUUGUGGGAGCACUGUAACCAGUUAUCAAUGCAGUGUGUGAAAGAUGAUGAGUGUUACGAGGAUGUGAGGAAAACACUGGAAAACUGUGACAUCAUCACAGACAACAACUGCUUUGUGGACAUGAAACGCACUGGCUCAACCCCCCCAGCUCCAAUUGAAUACCAAAAUUACUACAACAGGGAAGCUGCAACUGACAGAAAUGGCAGUGCUGGUUUCGUAGGCGUCAUGAAAAGGUUUUCAAAUCUUCUGCAGGGAAACGGUUCCACCGGGUCCAAAACGAGCAUCAUUGAGCCUGUUGCACAACCCACUGCAGAAACAUCAGAGGGGGUAUAUGCUUCCAUUCCUGGAUUUCAGGCGUCCCAGCCGAGCAGUGAGGAGUAUAAGGCCCUGUAUGACUAUGUGGCACAGGGGGACGAUGAGCUCUCUGUAUCCGCUGGGGACGUUGUGGUCGUCAAAGACCAAGGUGAUGACGGUUGGUGGUUGGUGCAAAGAAAUGGCCUUACGGGACUGGUCCCUGGUUCAUACCUUGCCAAAGAAUGAGUUCAUCUGACAGUCAUAUGUUGGACUUUAAGACUACUACAUUUCCUCAUGUAAUAUGUUGUAAAGGCAGACCUUAUAUAUUAUCUUUUUUCUGUAUGUUCAUAUUUGUGUUCAUCAUUAAAACUCCCAUGUGUAAGAUUUAAAAAUGUCAAAAUUUGGCACCACUUAUUGGUGGCAAUAUAAAAGACACUGUAGAGGAGAUUAGUGCAGAAUGAAAUUCUGACAGCAACAAACUUUUUUGUUUUUACAAACAAAAACCUUUUCAGUCAUAAUAAUUUAAAGUUUCUGUUACCAGAGAAAAUCAUAAUCAUAGGAGUUUAAAGACACAGUAGCUGUUGAACUGUUGGAUUAUUUAUUGCUAUGGCACAUAUUCAUAUUACUCUGCCCUCACUGCUGGUGUGUUGAAUGCUCCUCAUACCAAUGACAGCUGGGAGAUAUACUGAUCUGUUGCACAAGGUCACUGCACUAAGUUUAUUCAUAUAUUGUGAAUUAAAUUCUUUUAUAUUUGAA